AUGACACACUCACUAACCGAAGUCCCACCGUCUGCCGGCAAGGCAGUCAACGUCUUCGGGGAAGUCUCUGUUAUAGAUGACCCCUCGCAGAAAUUCCCCAACAUGUCUUCAAAGCUCAUCAGCCAACCUCAAGGAAUACGUAUCUUGAAAAAUGUCAGUGAGUUGCCAGUCAUCGGAGGGUCUUCCGCAUUUCGGUUUGCUCGUGGCUAUGCCUUGGCCAAGACAAACUCCUUCAAUACCAGCUCCGGCAAUGCUGUUGCCGAGUACAAUGUCUAUGUGAUGCAUUACCAGUUUAGCUUGACUGUGUUCAAAUGGUAG
Messenger RNA from Dioscorea cayenensis subsp. rotundata (Guinea yam), 318 nucleotides. Its product is annotated as dirigent protein 19-like. The record is from RefSeq and is a predicted model, not a curated record. The transcript is spliced from 2 exons. The coding region runs from base 1 to 318 and encodes 105 amino acids. Lineage: Eukaryota; Viridiplantae; Streptophyta; Magnoliopsida; Dioscoreales; Dioscoreaceae.